GAGAUCCAGUGGAUGAUCCCACUGGCCAGGACCACAAAGGAGACCUUGCCCGUCCCCGGCAGGUGAUCCAGGGGCCGAACUGUGGCCCAGGAGCUGAUCCGUCCCGGGAGGCGGCUCGGGGCCAGACCUGCUGCCCGUGGAAGGCCGGGGGGUGGCGGUUGCCGCCUUCCCGGGAGGUGGCUCUGCUGCGCCGGGAGGCGACCGGGGAGGCGAUGGCGGCGGGCGGGGUAGACCUGCUGCCCGCGGGUGCCGGCCGCGGCUGCCCCUUCGCCGAGAAGAUCCGGCUGGCGGCGGCGCGCGGCGCGGCCGGCGCCGUCAUCUACAACUACCGCGGCACCGGCAACGACGUGCUGCCCAUGUCGCACGCCGGUGCAGGAAGCAUCGUUGCAAUUAUGAUCGGCAACCUGAAAGGCACAGAGAUUUUACGCCGGAUUGAGAGUGGCAUGAAAGUGACUAUGGUUAUUGAAGUGGGGAAAAAGCACGGCCCUCUGAUGAAUCACUACUCAAUAUUCUUUGUCUCAGUGUCAUUUUUCAUUGUCACAGCAGCAACUGUGGGCUAUUUCAUUUUUUAUUCUGCCCGGAGAUUCAGGAUCACAAGGGCCCAGUCCAGGAAGCAGCGGCGAUUAAAAGCUGAGGCAAAGAAGGCUAUCGGACAGUUGCAGUUGCGCACCCUGAAGCAAGGGGACAAGGUAUAA
Tinamus guttatus (white-throated tinamou) is the source of this 695-nucleotide messenger RNA. The record is from RefSeq and is a predicted model, not a curated record. Lineage: Eukaryota; Metazoa; Chordata; Aves; Tinamiformes; Tinamidae.